GACGAUAUACCUUAAUAUACGAUAUAGUAACUGAAAAUACGUAGGUAUUAUAAAUAUUUAAAAAUUACCACCACAUAAGUAUUUAAUAUUAGUUUAUUGCCUAUUGUAUUUCAGAACUGGGUAACCUCAAAUUUAGGAACAAUACUGUUUAAAAAUACGCCGCUGCCAGCACCAAGAAAUAAGACCUUCGUCGUUUUAGUUUGGAAAUAUUACGGCUGGUUAAAUAACAGACAUGUGAAAAGUUUUGAGCAUGGACGAACUGACCCAUUGGAUGAGUGUAGCGUAAAAAACUGUUUAUUUACCGGCGACAAUAGUGAGAUAGACAAAGCCGAUGCAGUGUUAGUUCAUAUACAACACGGUAUAUUACCAUCUGUCAAAAUAAGGAACCCAAAUCAGCGCUGGGUGUUCUUGUCAGACGAAUCACCGAUACAUACAUUUUCGAUGGCCAAGAACAAACCUAAGCUUGCGGAUUGGAAUCAUAUAUUCAAUUGGUCCAUGACGUACAGAAGUGAUUCAGAUGUCCCAGUUCCAUAUGGGCGUACUUUGCCGUUAGAAGCCCCAUUAAUGCCAAACACAUUAUCGGAAACGAUAUCCGAGUACGUCCCCUAUUGGAAAUACAAGCGGCGAGAUGUUCUUGUCACUGUUCUAAUGUCCAACUGCAAAGUCUCUAAACGUAUGAAUUAUUUGAAAGAACUGCAGGAACACAUCGAUGUAACUGUAUAUGGACAGUGUUCGGAAGACAACAAAAACAGUUGUCCUGGACACAUCAGAGAAGACUGUAACGUUGUAAACGAGUAUCUCUUCUAUUUGGUUCUGGAAAAUUCCCAAUGUCGACAGUAUUUGACCGAAAAAGGUUUUUAUAAUGCAUAUUCAAAAGGUGCUAUACCUAUUAUAAUGGGACCGCCUGUUGAAGAUUGCGAGAAACUUUUACCACCGAAUUCCUUUUUACACGUAGAUGAUUACCCUUCGCCAGAAUCUCUUGCGAAAUACAUUAUGACGAUAAGCAAAAAUGACGAUUACAUAUUAGCCUACCACCAGUGGAGGAAUGAUUUCAAAAUUGUGAACGAACAUGGAUAUUUUGGAUCUAAAUCGUUCCACUUUUGCAGAUUAUGUGAAGCUUUGAAUUAUAAUAAUUUAACUAGAAAUUCGUAUAGUUUGCUUGACUUAGAACUGUUUUUGGAUAUCAAAUUAUUGUGUGGUGAUAAAUAACAGAUAUCUUGCGAUAGUCGCUAUCUAUAAAAUUGUAUUUGGAACGAUAUAAGUACAUAUAUGACUAAUAGAUUUAUAUACGAAAAGAUAUAUAUAGUUUACUU
Messenger RNA from Diatraea saccharalis (sugarcane borer), 1313 nucleotides. Lineage: Eukaryota; Metazoa; Arthropoda; Insecta; Lepidoptera; Crambidae. The record is from the annotation of a GenBank genome assembly.